ACCAGAACCAGGACAAGGAUCAGAGCUCCAGGAGGCGCAUCCACGCAGGAAAACACAUCUGGAACAGCUGACGGACUGAGCGCAUGUGCGUGGAUGCGGAAUUGGAAAAGGACGCAAAGUAACCCAAAUUACGCACGGCCUCGGCCCGGACUUAGUCCCGGUCCUGGUCUCGGUCCCGGUCCCGUUGGUGCAGGUCCCGGUGCCACCGGGUCUCCCGGGUCCCCAUGGAUCCCCCCGGCCCCCCGGGUCCCCCGGACGCGCGCCCGGGUCCCCCGGAGCGCGUGUUCGGCCUGACCUACGUGGGCUGGAGCGCGCUGGACCGGCGCACCACGCUGCCCAUGCUGCCGUGGCUGGUGGCGGAGAUCCGGCUCCGGUACCACCGGUCCGGGGGCUCCGGCUCGGUCCUGCAGCCCCGCCGGGUGCAGCUGCUGCUCAACCCGCCCUUCGUGCGCUGCGUGCCGGACAACAGCAGCAGCGCGUCCGUGUUCAUCUUCGAGCACAAGGCGACGCUGAUUCAGAGGUUCAUCCACAGCAGCAACAACCUCACCACCUUCGCCUACCUGCUGAGGGGUCCUCCGGAUAAUCCCGAGGCAGAGAUGUCCUGUCACGUCUUCAGGGCCGCCGACGGCACCCAGGUCCCAGAAGUCAUCAGCAGCAUCCGUCAGAUGUCCAAAUCCGCCCUGAAGGAGGAUUCCCGGCCCAAACAGGAAGCAGACGAGGCCUUUUACAACUCACAGAAGUUUGAAGUUCUUUACUGCGGCAAGGUGACGGUGGGUCAUAAGAAAGCCGCCUCCACCCUGAUUGACGACUGCGUGGACAAGUUCCGGCAGCACGAGAUCGAGCGUAAGCGCCUGCGGCUGCUGAACGGGCAGCGGUCGACGGAGAUUCCCCCGACGGAAACCCCCCCCGUGGAGUUCCUGCUGGGGGCCGAGGGAGACCCGCUCUCCGCUGCUCUGCACCGGGGAGACGGCGGCGCCGAGGGCAACGGAGGGGAGGACGGGAACAACGGAGGUCCGGGUCUGUCCAGCAGCGCCAGCCAGAGCAGCCUGCGAGGAGCUUUCCCAGAAUGCAUCCUGGAGGACUCCGGGUUCGAGGAGCCGCAGGAGUUCCGGACGCGCUGCAGCAGCAUGGCAGGAAGUCUGCAGAGGAAGCCCGGCGAGGCCGCCGUGAUGGGACCCACGCGCCGACGCCACUCCAGCGCCCCCAACCACGUCCAGCCGUCGGACUCGGACAAGAACCGCACCAUGCUGUUCCAGGUUGGACGUUUUGAAGUAAACCUCAUCAGUCCGGACAGUAAAACCGUGGUUCUGGAGAGGAACUUCAAAGACAUCUCUUCCUGCUGCCAGGGUGUCAAGCAGAUCGACCACUUCGGCUUCAUCUGCCGGGACCCGUCAGAACCGGGACCCAGUCAGUACGUGUGCUACGUCUUCCAGUGCGCCAGCGAGUCCCUGGUGGAGGAGGUGAUGCUGACUCUCAAGCAGGCCUUCAGCACGGCGGCCGCCCUGCAGAGCAGCCAGACUCAGAUCCAGCUGUGUGAGCUCUGCCCCAUGCACGGCCUGCACAAGCUCUGCGAGAGGAUCGAGGGUCUGUACCCGCCCAGAGCCAAGAUCACCAUCCAGAAACAUCUGUCCCAGCUGAGCGACAACGAGCAGGCCGACAUCUUCGAGAGAGUUCAGAAACUGAAACCCGAGUCGGACCAGGAGGAGAACGAGCUGGUGAUUCUGCAUCUCCGUCAGCUCUGUGAAACCAAGCAGAAGUCCCACCUGCACAUCGGAGAGGCCCCGCAGAGUGCAGGAGGAAGCUCGGCAGCUGGAGACGGCGCGGCCCCGAGCAGCCGCUUCAAGCUGGAUAUUCUCAAGAACAAAGCUCGCUCGUCCCUGACCAGCUCGCUGGAGAACAUCUUCGCACGGGGCGCCAGCCGGAUGCGCGGCCGCUUGGGGAGCAUGGGCAGCAUGAGCAGCUUUGAUAAACAGGAUGAGGAGUCCCCGGGUCACUCCCCCCCCGGCUCCCCGCCGGCCUUCCCCGACGACGACGGCGACUCCGGCCAGCAGUUCCGCCGGCGCGCUCACACCUUCAGCCACCCGCCAGUGAGGAAACGCAUCUCCUUCGAGAACCAGAGCCAGAGCCAGAACCAGAACCAGAGCCAGAACCAGAACCAGGGCAGGCAGGCGGUGCUGAGCAGGCAGAGCUCCGUCAACCCGGAGCUGCUGCAGAGCAGUCCAGUUUCCAGAACGCGCAGCGUUUCGGAGAGCGAGUCCUCCUUCGGCCUCUCCUCCUCCUUCUCUGCCCCCAAUUUCCUGAAAAGCAUUUACCAGGGCUCCCUGGGCUCCCUGGGCUCCCUGACGGACGCUGGGAGCCUCAAGAGCAAUGGCGAGGGCCGGAAGAGGACGCUGUCCGGCUGCAGCAGCGACUCCGUAGGCGGCCCGCCGCCCCGCAGGGUCUCCUGGAGGCAGAAGAUCUUCCUCCGGGUGGCGUCGCCCAUGAACAAGCCCUCGGCCUCCAUGCACGCAGACUCCUCUGAUGCCACGGAGCUCCUUCCGUUGUCUCCCGGCUCUCCGGGCUCCGGCCUGGACCCCCUGAGGAGCCUGCUGUCCCCGUCGCGGGACCAGCCGUCGGGGCGGCGCGUGAGGACGGGAUCGGACUACCGGAGUCUCUGGAGGACGGCCGUCCACCAGCAGAUCCUGCUGCUGCGCAUGGAGAAGGAGAACCAGCGGCUGGAGGCGAGCCGAGACGAGCUGCACAUCCGGCAGAUGAAGCUGAGCUACCAGGAGGUGAGUUCCUGCUCCAGUGAGGCCCAGGCGCUGUGGGAAAAGAAGCUGACGGCGCCGGGCAGAACCACCAACCCCCAGGACCAGGGAGAGAUCUGCCGCGCAGUCUGCCAGGGAGUUCCUAAGAGCCGGCGAGGCGAGGUGUGGCUGCUUCUCUCCCACCAGCGCCGGCUGCAGCACCGGCUCCCCCAGCGCCAUCUCCCCCCUGACACGCCUUACCAGGACCUGCUGAAGCAGCUGACGGCGCAGCAGCACUCUAUCCUGGUGGACCUGGGCCGGACCUUCCCCACCCACCAGUAUUUCUCGGUGCAGCUCGGCGCCGGCCAGCUCUCCCUCUACAACCUGCUGAAGGCCUACUCUCUGAUGGACACGGAGGUGGGCUACUGCCAGGGCAUCAGCUUCGUGGCGGGAGUGCUGCUGCUGCACAUGAGCGAGGACCAGGCCUUCGACAUGCUGAAGUUCCUGAUGUACGACCUCGGCCUCCGGCGGCAGUACCGGCCCGACAUGGUCUCUCUGCAGGUGCAGAUGUACCAGCUGUCCCGGCUGCUGCACGACUACCACCGGCCGCUGUACGGCCACCUGGAGGAGCACGAGAUCUGCCCCAGCCUCUACGCCGCGCCCUGGUUCCUCACGCUGUUCGCCUCGCAGUUCCCGCUGGGCUUCGUGGCCCGGAUCUUCGAUCUGGUGUUCGUCCAGGGCCUCCAGGCCGUGUUCAAGGUGGCCCUGUGCCUGCUCAGCAGCCACGAGGGCCACAUAGUGGAGUGUGACGGCUUUGAGAGCAUCGUGGACUACCUGAAGACCACGCUGCCCACGCUGUCGCAGGAGCAGAUGGAGACGACCAUCGCCAAGGUCCUGGACAUGGACAUCUCCAAGCAGCUGCACGCCUACGAGGUGGAGUACCACGUCCUGCAGGACGAGCUGCUGGACGGGCCGCCGCCCGACGACUCGGACCGGCUGGACAAGCUGGAGAAAACCAACGGACAACUGAAGAAGCAGAACAUGGACCUGCUGGAGAAGCUGCAGGCGGCCCGGCAGAAGAUCCAGACGCUGGAGACGAACGUGGAGAGUUUCCUGUGUCGCGAGAGCAAGAUGAAGCACGUGAUCCGCUCGCUGGAGCAGGAGCGGGCGGCGCACCAGCGCGCCAUCGAGCGCAUGCGCUCCUGCCUGCCGGCCGACGCCCUGACGGACGUGGAGAUGACCCAGAUCAAGACGGGGCCCGACGGGAAGGCCAAGGCCGCCAAGAAGCCCUGAUGGGGGCCC
This is a messenger RNA of Cololabis saira (Pacific saury), 4028 nucleotides long. It is a transcript of the gene tbc1d4, whose product is annotated as TBC1 domain family, member 4. Bases 225 to 4019 code for a protein of 1264 amino acids. Lineage: Eukaryota; Metazoa; Chordata; Actinopteri; Beloniformes; Belonidae. The record is from RefSeq and is a predicted model, not a curated record. The transcript has 23 exons.